CUUCAAAGCUGAUGCACACAAAGAUGCACGCUAUCAAUCUAAUUGAUAAUUUUUAGCCGACAGUAUCAAUCUACACUGGUGAUAACUUUCGAAGAAUUCUUGCAAUUUUUUUCAAUUUAGCUACAUUGCCUCGUAAUGAGACAACUUUUUUUCCUUCUAUGCAUUGGACGACAUCUUGCUGAGCUUAAAUUUUUUGACGAUACCGGGUAAUAUGCAAAUAAGUCUGGCGCUUCCAUCCACCAGACACAACAACUGUUAUUAAAUUGAGGACCAAGUCUCGGUGGAUACCGUUAAUUGGUGACAUAUAAGUGUUCGUUAUACUCGAAUUGUAUAAUAGAGCUACGUGAUAAAUAUGCUACCGGAUACUGGGAGCUAGAUACACUCAAAGCACAAAUUUCCAAUAUCAAUUGUAUUGGAAUUCGUUUUUUAGUGCGGUAUCCGUACAUCCUACCUGAAAUGUUAUGUAAAUGUUGGUACUAACUUGAUCUGCCAAGAUUGUUAGAAUGCUGAUGUUACUUUUGGUGAGUGUACAAUUCUUAAGGCUUGAAGUCUUAAUUAUCUUGAUUUUUUUUAAUAAUGAAUUGGUUAAAAUUAUUUUUAAUUCUAUGAGCUGCGACAUAGAUAAGAGGGGUGCUAAUAUGAAGACAUACCGGAAGUGCAUUAUUCUUCCGGUAUAAAUUAAUUUUUUAAUCGAAAUAAUGAGUAUUUAUUUAUGCUCAUGGUUAUGUAUAAAUUUCCAAAUUGCUAGCUAACUGAGAUGGCUCAAUCUCAUUAAACUGAGUUGUCAAAAAUUAACACAAGUAUUGAGAAUAGUGGAUUAGCAUACACACAGAAUUUCGUUAGAGUAGAUUUGUUAAAUCCCAAUUUAAAAUGUAAUUCAUCUAUGUAUUCGCUGCGAUUAAUUUCUCCAUUCCCAUAGGAAUUCAAAAGAAAAUUUAUUAGCAUUGUACCUUGACGGAUAUGGCGCUAACAGCUUUAUUUAAGCCUGUAAAAUUUUCGUCUUCUUAGAUAUUCCUUACAAGGUUUGGGAGAUAAAUAUUCAGACGAGCUAACGGCAUCCUGUUCAUUGUUGCGUCAGAUACUGAGAAAGCUUCGUGCAAAUCAGUAACGGAAACUGAUUGUUCUGUAAAAGAAAUUAUCUUUAGGAUAUUCGAAGUGACUAUCAAUGAUGCGGGGCGGUUUUCUUGAGAAUUUGUUUCUCUUUGUCUCGCCUUCCUCUCUCUCAUGAAUAUAUGCGCGUGCUUAGGCAAGUUAUCAUGCAUUCACAAGUUAACAAGCUUCCCGAGGUAUUCAUUCUAAUCCCACAAAGAAGAUGGAAAUCGCUGGGAAAAUCCUGCGCCACGCCGCCGUGGUCCUCGCACUUAUCCACCUCGCGUGUGGCGUGACCUGCGGCACCGACUACGUGCUUAUCGGCAGCAGCUGCUAUAGGUUCAACCAGGCUGUCCGGUCCGCGUCUGAAGCGGAGGCCUUUUGUAACGCGGAGGGUUCCUCGCUCGCCGACAUCAACGGCGAGGCUGACAAGGCAGCCAUCAUCGCCCACAUCAACGCCAACUUUGCGGGUACCUACUGGACUGCUGGUCGUGGUGAAAGCGGGCGCUACGUGUGGGGUGGCAGUGAGGUGGAGGUGCCCAGCCAGUGGCGUGGUAGACGCUUCAGAUCUGGCAGCGACAUGUGUGUUUACGUCUGCUCCCACACCCACAGGCUGUGGGAAGACCUCUGCUCCACGCCGAAACGCUACAUCUGCAAGCAGCGCUACACCCUGGGAACGGAGGGCGUCGAGGUUUACUAAUUCCUCCUGAAACAGCGAUGUCCUACAUGAUACAUGAAUGCCUGUUGCUUUUUAGUACCAGUGUAGGAUGACUGUCGAAGAUCGGCUGAAGGUCUCCUUUGCUUAAUAUGACUUCCGAUGCUACAAGGAUUGCAUUCGGUAAAAAAACUCGACGAUUCCAAUAAUUUAAGCACCUGUACCAAUUGAAACGUCAGAUUACCCACGACCAUUCAUCAAUUAGCCUUUUCAGUGAAAAAUAAUAAAAAUUAAAGCCUCCUUGUAAAUGAA
Molecule: messenger RNA, 2056 nt
Organism: Hyalella azteca
Lineage: Eukaryota; Metazoa; Arthropoda; Malacostraca; Amphipoda; Hyalellidae
Product: asialoglycoprotein receptor 2
Exons: 5
Coding region: 1313-1789 (158 amino acids)
Source: RefSeq, a predicted model, not a curated record